Molecule: messenger RNA, 736 nt
Organism: Cuscuta campestris
Lineage: Eukaryota; Viridiplantae; Streptophyta; Magnoliopsida; Solanales; Convolvulaceae
Source: the annotation of a GenBank genome assembly
UCUUCUUCAUCGUCUUCUUCUUCAUCAGUCGUCCAUCCAUUCAAGCUUUCUUUUCCUCCCUAGGGAAUUCCACAAAGCUAAACAAUGGCAGGCAAUGGGGAUCAAGUCGCCGCUCUGUUAUUCUGGGGAGGCGACAUCGUUAAGCGCGGAUACAUGGGGUCCGUGGACUACUCCGAGCAAUCAAAAACCAUGUGCUUCUUGAGCCGUCGGAGCGGGCACAAGGGGGUGGUGGAGGGAGUGCUUGCCGCGAUGAACUCCAAGGGCGUCAAGGCCACAACUCUCAAUGCCCUUUUCGGCAAGUACCCGAAAACCGUCCCGGGAGGGAAAGUGGUGUGUGAUGCCGUUCCCCUCACGGACGACCGGUCAUGGAAUUGGUUCUUGCAGGGGGCGUUGGCUUCUUGUAACCAGGGUGGCCUUGUCCACUUGUAUGCCGUUGCCGGAGAGGGAAUGGCAGGGAUGAAGAUCAUCCUGAACAUAUGCGCAUCUCGAGGGACAAAAUGCGGCUCUACUUUGAUGGCCGGGUGCUUUGCCCCUGCUCCACACUGGGCUACUACGGCGUCGAGAAUGAAUCCGCCUUGGAUCUCUUCCCCCGUCAAUAAACUAGAUUCGUAUCAUGCAGAUCUUGUUAAGAUAAACCUAUAGUUUUAGCAAUGCAAGUCUAAACAUUAUUAGAAUAUAUAUAUCAGAAUUAAAUGGUUGUUUAAUUGUCAUGGCAUAAGAAAUUAUAAAUGUUUAA